CCGCCAUGCCGAGCCUUCGCAGAGCCCUCAUCAUCGUCACCUCGUUCGCGACUGUUCUCGGGCUUUACGCGUGCUACUUGUCUUCAUUCAGCUCCUCUGGCUCUCCCAAAUCAUUCGGAACACCUCUAGACCCCGACGCCUUCAAGAACGCACCCCUUGACUCCUUGCGUUCCGACUCCGACUCUGCUGAACUUGACAUCACCGACAUGGCCUAUCUCGCCCCUCUGAAGACUUUGGUCGUGAACGCGACGGCGAAGCAUACCGCGACGGUGCUCUUCGUCCAUGGGCUGGGCGACUCUGGGUAUGGGUGGGAGCCGGUGGCGCAGAUGCUGGGCCGGGAGAAGAGCCUGGCGCAUGUGAAGUGGAUCUUGCCGCAUGCACCUGAACAGCCGGUUUCGGCGAACGGCGGGAUGGUUAUGCCGUCCUGGUUUGACAUCCGCUCCUUCUCCCUCAAUUCCGACGAAGACGAGCCCGGCAUGCUCCGCACCACGCACCUCCUCAACCAGCUCAUCACCGCCGAAGUGGAUUCCGGUAUUCCUCCAGCUAACAUCGUGCUGGGCGGCUUCAGCCAGGGCGGCGCGAUGACGCUGCUGACGGGGCUGACGACGGAGCGGAAGCUGGCGGGCCUGGCGGUGCUGAGCGGGUGGCUGCCGCUGGCGGGGAAGGUCAAGGCGAUGGUCUCUGACCACGCGAGGAAGGUGCCCAUCUUUUGGGGCCAUGGGACGGAGGAUCCGAUUGUGCGCUUUGAGAACUGCCAGAGAUCCGUCGCCUUCCUCAAAUCCGAGCUCAAGAUCGCGGAGGGUCCCGACGGCCUUAGCCUGAACGUCUACCCCAGCAUGCAGCACGCGACAUGCAACCAAGAGCUGAUUGCAUUGAAGGCGUGGCUGGAGAGGGUGUUGCCAGCACCGCAAGCUUGACUCGAUGACAGGAAUAAUAGACUCGGAAGGAUAUGUUGCAGGAAGGUACUUUUGUGAAGAGGUCUAAUUCAUUUGAGGCAAAGCUUCGCUCAGAUAGUUCGCUCUUUGGUAUCCUGCAAGUACAUUUGUAUAAGCACUUUUCAAGACCAGGGAUAUGAACUGUAUAUGAGGCAAAA
Molecule: messenger RNA, 1093 nt
Organism: Schizophyllum commune H4-8
Lineage: Eukaryota; Fungi; Basidiomycota; Agaricomycetes; Agaricales; Schizophyllaceae
Exons: 6
Coding region: 6-917 (303 amino acids)
Biological process (GO): protein depalmitoylation
Cellular component (GO): cytoplasm
Molecular function (GO): carboxylic ester hydrolase activity; palmitoyl-(protein) hydrolase activity
Source: RefSeq, a predicted model, not a curated record